CCAUAAUCCACCGCUCCGUGUGCCUGCGCACUGAACACUUCCGCGCGCCCCUGCGGAAGCACAAGCGACUUCCGGCGCGGAGGCGGGGCGUGCGGAGGCGGGCUUCGGGUCGGCAUGGCGUGCGCCUUUCGUAGGUCGAUCGCCUGUCAGCUUUCCAGAGUCUUGGCCCUUCCACCAGAAAGCUUGAUCAAGUCAAUAUCUGCAGUUCCAGUUUCAAAAAAAGAAGAAGUGGCAGACUUCCAGCUUUCUGUGGAUUCCUUGCUAGAAGACAACAAUCCGCAGUCACAACUCGAUGCUCAAGAUCAAGCCAGGAGACUGGCAGAGAAGCUUAAAUGUGAUUCGGUGGUAACUGCCAUCAGUGCUGGUCCAGGAACGCUGAAUUUCAAAAUAAACAGAGAAUUACUAACAAAGGCGGUGCUACAGCAAGUAACUGAGGACGGCUCAAAGUAUGGAUUAAAAAGUGAGCUUUUCUCGGGUCUGCCCCUGAAGAGGAUUGUGGUGGAAUUCAGUUCACCUAAUGUUGCAAAAAAAUUUCAUGUUGGCCAUUUGCGCUCCACCAUCAUAGGAAAUUUUAUAGCAAAUCUAAAAGAAGCUUUAGGGCAUCAAGUAACAAGAAUAAAUUACAUUGGAGAUUGGGGCAUGCAAUUUGGUCUGCUGGGAACAGGUUUCCAGCUGUUUGGCUAUGAAGAAAAACUCCAGUCCAAUCCUUUACAACAUCUCUUUGAAGUUUACGUACAGGUUAAUAAAGAAGCUGCAGAUGAUAAAAAUGUAGCGAAAUUGGCACACGAAUUCUUCCAUCGACUAGAACUGGGUGACGUGCAGGCACUUUCACUGUGGCAAAGAUUUCGGAACUUGAGCGUUGAAGAGUACAUUCAGAUUUACAAGCGCCUUGGAGUGUACUUUGAUGAAUAUUCAGGAGAAUCGUUUUACCGUGAAAAAUCUCGAGAUAUUUUAAAGUUGCUGGACAGCAAAGGACUUCUACAGAAAACAAUAACAGGAAAUGUUGUAGUAGAUCUCUCAGGGACAGGUGACCUCUCUUCUGUCUGCACUGUGAUGCGAAGUGAUGGAACUUCUCUCUAUGCAACCAGGGAUCUUGCAGCUGCUAUAGAUCGCAUGGACAAGUAUAAUUUUGAUACCAUGAUUUAUGUGACAGACAAAGGGCAAAAGAGGCAUUUUCAGCAAGUGUUCCAAAUACUGAAGAUGAUGGGGUAUGAAUGGGCAGAAAGGUGCCAGCAUGUACCUUUUGGGAUAAUAAAGGGAAUGAAGACUAGAAGAGGGGAUGUCACUUUUCUGGAAGAUGUCUUAAAUGAGGUUCAAUCAAGAAUGCUACAGAACAUGGCUUCCAUUAAGACAACAAAGAAAAUGGAGAACCCACAGGAGACUGCAGAGAGGGUGGGGCUCGCAGCUCUCAUCAUCCAGGACUUCAAAGGUUUACUCUUAUCUGACUAUCAGUUCAGUUGGGAUCGCGUCUUCCAGAGUCGUGGGGACACUGGAGUCUUCCUACAAUAUACCCACGCCCGCCUCCAUAGUUUGGAAGAGACCUUUGGAUGUGGUUACCUAAAUGACGUCAACGUUGCUUGUUUACAAGAGCCACAGUCUGUUUCAAUUCUCCAGCAUCUUCUCAGGUUCGAUGAAGUACUUUAUAAAUCAUCUCAGGACCUGCAACCUAAGCACAUUGUUGGCUACCUUUUAACGCUAAGUCACCUUGCAGCUAUGGCGCAUAAAACACUCCAGGUGAAAGACAGUCCUCCUGAUGUGGCUGGGGCUAGGCUUCAUCUUUUCAAAGCUGUUCGUUCUGUCCUCGCCAAUGGGAUGAAACUUCUUGGAAUUACACCUGUAUGUAGAAUGUAAUAUGUAAUUUCUAAUUAAAGUGUGGUUUUUAAUGCCAAAUAAGUUCUAGUUAUAAGAUGCCUUGCUGUUCGGAAUAGAAUUUAUUGUUCUGUGCCAAAAUUUAUAUAUAUAUA
This is a messenger RNA of Microtus oregoni (creeping vole), 1964 nucleotides long. RefSeq names its product probable arginine--tRNA ligase, mitochondrial. The record is from RefSeq and is a predicted model, not a curated record. Gene Ontology annotation, biological process: mitochondrial translation; arginyl-tRNA aminoacylation. Gene Ontology annotation, molecular function: ATP binding; arginine-tRNA ligase activity. The transcript is spliced from 20 exons. Gene Ontology annotation, cellular component: cytoplasm; mitochondrion. The coding region runs from base 115 to 1851 and encodes 578 amino acids. Lineage: Eukaryota; Metazoa; Chordata; Mammalia; Rodentia; Cricetidae.